Messenger RNA from Monodelphis domestica (gray short-tailed opossum), 1820 nucleotides. RefSeq names its product nuclear receptor subfamily 1 group H member 2 (gene NR1H2). Gene Ontology annotation, cellular component: RNA polymerase II transcription regulator complex. Lineage: Eukaryota; Metazoa; Chordata; Mammalia; Didelphimorphia; Didelphidae. Gene Ontology annotation, molecular function: RNA polymerase II cis-regulatory region sequence-specific DNA binding; nuclear receptor activity; zinc ion binding. Gene Ontology annotation, biological process: positive regulation of transcription by RNA polymerase II; negative regulation of transcription by RNA polymerase II; lipid metabolic process. The record is from RefSeq and is a predicted model, not a curated record.
GUCACGUGAACUCCGCCUCAAGCCGGACGGAACUGACGCGAGUCUGGGGUUGCCGGAAGAAGUGGCGAAGUUACUUUUCGCGGGGCGAUCCUGGGGGGGCUGCCGGGAGGCGGUGGGCGCAGGCGGCGGGCUGAGGGAGUGAAGGAGCGGGGCGACGCUUCCGGAGCAGCCGCAGACAGGAACCUUUCCGUCCGGACCGAGGUCCUGGCGUGCGCAGCCAUGAGCCGGGCUCGCCCACGGUGACCUGCCAUGGCCUCCCCGGGGCCCCUGGGCGCCCCCGCCCCUACCCCUGCCCCAGGCGAUGACGACGACGACGGGACGACGAAGUUCAUAAAGGAAGAGGGGCCCGAGCCGGGGCUGACCGGCACCGGGCCCCCCAGCUCGGAGCCCGACGGCCCCACCCCGGCCGGGGAGGGCUCAGCCUGCGGCGUGGUGGAGGAGCUGGAGCCUGAACGGAAGCGCAAGAAGGGCCCGGCGCCCAAGAUGCUGGGCCACGAGCUGUGCCGCGUGUGCGGAGACAAGGCCUCGGGCUUCCACUACAACGUGCUCAGCUGCGAGGGCUGCAAAGGCUUCUUCCGGCGCAGCGUGGUGCAGGGGGGCGCGCGGCGCUACAGCUGCCGCGGGGGCGGGGCUUGCCACAUGGACGCCUUCAUGCGCCGGAAGUGCCAGGAGUGCCGCCUGCGCAAGUGCCGGGAGGCCGGCAUGAGGGAGCAGUGCGUCCUGUCCGAGGAGCAGAUCCGCAGGAAGAAGGUCCAGAAGCAGCAGCCGUCGGGGGCCGGGCCCAGCCCUGGGGCCUCGGCGGCUGCCCCCGGGCCCACGGGGUCGCCGGUAGCCUCCCCAGAGGACGGUGCUGCGGCCGUGCAGCUCACGCCGGACCAGAAGCUCAUGAUCCAGCAGCUGGUGGCGGCCCAGCUGCAGUGCAACAAGCGCUCCUUCUCGGACCAGCCCAAGGUCACGCCCUGGCCCCUGGGUGCUGACCCGCAGUCGAGGGACGCCCGGCAGCAGCGCUUCGCCCACUUCACGGAGCUGGCCAUCAUCUCGGUGCAGGAGAUCGUGGACUUCGCCAAGCAGGUGCCCGGCUUCCUGCAGCUCGGGCGCGAGGACCAGAUAGCGCUGCUCAAGGCCUCCACCAUCGAGAUCAUGCUGCUGGAGACCGCCCGGCGCUACAACCACGAGACGGAGUGCAUCACCUUCCUGAAGGACUUCACCUACAGCAAGGACGACUUCCACAGGGCGGGCCUGCAGGUGGAGUUCAUCAACCCCAUCUUCGAGUUCUCGCGGGCCAUGCGGCGCCUGGGCCUGGACGACGCCGAGUACGCCCUCCUCAUCGCCAUCAACAUCUUCUCUGCUGACCGGCCCAACGUGCAGGAGCCCGGCCGGGUGGAGGCCCUGCAGCAGCCCUACGUGGAGGCCCUGCUGUCCUACACGCGCAUCAAGAUGCCCCAGGACCAGCUGCGGUUCCCGCGGAUGCUCAUGAAGCUGGUGAGCCUGCGCACGCUGAGCUCGGUGCACUCGGAGCAGGUGUUCGCCCUCCGCCUGCAGGACAAGAAGCUGCCGCCGCUGCUGUCCGAGAUCUGGGACGUCCACGAGUGACCGCGGUGCUCCCCGCCAGCCCCUCCGGCACCCUCCUCCGGCUCCGGCCACGAGGCCCAGCGCGAGCGGCUCCGAGGCCCGGCGCCCCCUCCCGCCCUCCCUGCUUCCACAGCGUGCUGCACCUUGAAGGGAUGGGGGCGACGCCUCUGCCUAGGGUCGGGGAGGCGCCACGCCCCCCUAUUUAACAAACCAGACGACGCAGAACCUUAAUAAAGAGUCACAAAGAA